GCAGGUUAUUGGCAGCACUCUGGAACCGGGUCUAGUCGACCUCCACCAGAUCAGCCUGGCACCAUCUGGUCCGGUGGCUCCACCACCAGACGAGUCUUGGGAAUGGGAUGAAACGGACAUGACAAUCGCAGAAGUAGAACCACAAGAAGAACCAGACCUCGACCUUAUGCACAGCCUCCCCUUAGAACCAAAUCUGUCUUCGGACAGCUUUCUGUCCAAUGGGAAUCAACCCGACGGGAUUCGAAUCGGUGUCCCAGCCAGUCCGGAGAUGUUGUCCCAUGUGAGGGAUGGAUCCUCCUCAGAGGUUCAGCCCAGUGUGAUGUCUCUUAACAAUAAUAACGUCUACCAGGUGUACAGCCUGCAUAGUGUGGAAUUAUACAGACAGCCUCAGUUUCUUCACACUUCCUCCUCGCUGCACAAAACCAAAUCAGGAAAACGCAAACCACCGCAUCUCCUUCUUAAGAGUCUGAGUAAAGACUCCUCGUUCUCGUCUAUCGAAUCCCUCCCGGACCUUCUGGGAGGUUUGAUGUCAAACAGCCGAGGAGGAGACCGAGUCGUCGGGGAGAGGGAGAGCGGCAGAGGAAGCGGCCAGUCGGCGGUCAGCCGGCGGUCAGAGAGCGAGAGCGGGAUUGUCAGUGAUACAGGAGACACGGAGACCACGACAUCCAACUCUGAAAUCCAAGAAGAAGAUGAGGAUCAGGGAGGAGAGGAGGAGGAAGACGAAAGAAAGAAGCAGCAGACGUUUAAAACCGCAGACUGUGGUGUGCACAAAGACGACGUUACCAACCAAAGAACCAAGAAGGAGGAGAGUAUGAAGGAGAAAGGAUGGAGAAGGGAUGAAAUGAGAAAAAACAGAGAUGAGGAGAAGAGGAGGAGGCCCAGGAGGGGAGGAGGGGAGGCGGUUGAGAUCCUAAUCCACGGCCGUGGAAUCCUGACUCCAGCGGACUCCGACUCUGACUUUGAAGUGGGAGGACUCGGUGUGGACUCCUCCGAGACCUUUAAGUCCCGCAGCGACUUCACAGAGUUUAAUAUCAACAAGUUGCGCGGUUUGGAGACCCCUCCAGCUGUCAGCCGCCGGGCGUCCAGUCCGGUUCUAUCUCAAGGCUCCUCUCUGGAGUCCCUCCUGGCUGUGGGUGUGGAGUUAUUUCCCUCCAAAGACCAGCUGCACCGUAGCGCCUCUCUGGAGAGCUGCUUGGCCCCGUGUUGGAGCGCCGAAGACACCGCAGGCAGCCUGGCCAGCCUCGGGGAUCUGGACCUGAUUGGGCGGGGCACCGAGAUGGAGGGAGCGAAACCACGAAAUGAGAAGAAGAAUGAAAGUGUGCAAGGAGAAGUUCCCUCUGGGGAGCUGAGCCGAAGGACUCUGGAUCUCCUGAAACGCCUGGAGAACAUCCAGAGUCCUUUGGUGGCGACGAUGACCCGUAGUUUUUCAGACAUGACGCUUCGGAGCGUCUCCCCGCAGCGCAGCCAUCUCCCCGCCUCUCUGUCUCUGGGCGGUCGCCACGCCCCGCUUUCUGGGAUUUUGGGGUCUUCACGUAAAGGCCCCCCAUCCCUGAUCCACGAGAGCUCAGCGACAGCGUCUCUGACGGAGCUGAGUAGCGCCGAGGACUCGUCCGUGGGGUCGGAAGACUUCGCAGCGCUCGGAAAUCAACGCCACCUCUUCCUGGAUGCCGGCGUGGCAGCGGCCAACGCCAACUCGUCUUCUUAUGGGAAACGUUGCCACGGAAACGGCAGAGGAGGGCAAGGGACGGAUGAGGCGGACGCGGCCAGCCUGAGCCUGGUGGUGAACGUCUCGUGCAAGUCGGCCUGCACGGACGAAGACGAGGACGACAGCGACCUCCUGUCUUCCUCCACGCUCACGCUCACCGAGGAGGAGCUCGGCGUCAGGGACGAGGAGGACGAGGGGGACGGGGAGGACGAGAGGUUGAGCGGCGCCUCGUCCGGCAACGACGAAGACGAAGAGGAGAUGGAGGGCUCCUACGUCCUGGGGCUGGAGUACAUGAAGAGGGAGCUGCAGAGCUGGAUCCGAUCUUCCUCCAAGACAGAGGCCGGUCUCCGGGACGAGCUGCAGUGCGGGACCACCCUGUCCUCCGGCUCUCAAAAGAUGGAGCCGCACCGCUUUCAAAGGCGCUCCAAAUCUAUGGAAGCCAACGCCAUCGGUGGCAACAACAAGACAAAGAGAGACAGGAGAGGACGGGACGAAGAAGAGGAGGAGGAGGAGGAGAAGAACCGGAGGAACGCGACGAGAAGCUACAUCAGCCAGUUUGUGGACGACGUGGAGAACGGAAACGUGGACCCGAGCUGUGCGAAGGGGGAGGACGAGGACGACCAGCUCCUGCGGGAGGAGUCGAGCGUGUUCACCAAGAAGGGCGAGUCGCUGAGGGAGUCCUACGGGUUUGUCAAAAUGGCGGCGGCGGAUGACGGGGACGUGAUCGAGAAGACGGGAUCCAAGCUGCUUUCGCCGUCUCCGUCACGCAAGCUCCUCCCCUUUCUGUCCAACCACGCGUCCUCCUUAGUGGGACAGCUGAGAGGGGAGUUGCCCUGUCACAGCUCCUCCUUCCCCUCGCCUCCGUCCCUCUCCCCCGUCGAGGACUGCGUAUCCCAUGAUUCCUUGCACGCUGGCAGGCCGGCGGCCGGGGGACGGAAGGCCAUCACCAGUCAGGAAAAGUUCAAGUUCUCGUCUUUUGUGACGGAGGAGACGAGGAGGGAAGUCCGAGACAAAGAGACGUCCCUGCCGCCCAAAAAACGGCGCAAUUCCCGCUCCUCCUGCUGCAGCCACCUCCCCUCGCCCUCCGCCCCCCCUCCUCGCAGCGUAGGCGAGGGCGCCAAAGAGAACGUGCACGAUUUCGUGAUGGAGAUCAUCGAUAUGACGUCCCUGGCCCUGAAGAGCAAAGAGAAUCAGCCCGAAGACCCGAACCAGCACGACAGCAGCGGGUCCAACCCAGACCAGGGUCCUGCAUCGCUAGCGCAGAUCAGAGACAAGGUACCGAAUUAAGAAUGAAGAGAGAAAUCCAACUGAGAAAAUAUCAUUAAAAAAUCAGCCU
Etheostoma spectabile (orangethroat darter) is the source of this 3041-nucleotide messenger RNA. Its product is annotated as A-kinase anchor protein 6. The record is from RefSeq and is a predicted model, not a curated record. Gene Ontology annotation, molecular function: protein kinase A binding; transmembrane transporter binding. Lineage: Eukaryota; Metazoa; Chordata; Actinopteri; Perciformes; Percidae. Gene Ontology annotation, cellular component: sarcoplasmic reticulum; perinuclear region of cytoplasm.